Pyricularia grisea is the source of this 4146-nucleotide messenger RNA. RefSeq lists its product as uncharacterized. Bases 1 to 4146 code for a protein of 1381 amino acids. Gene Ontology annotation, cellular component: cytoplasm. The transcript is spliced from 2 exons. Gene Ontology annotation, molecular function: MAP kinase kinase kinase activity; ATP binding. Gene Ontology annotation, biological process: protein phosphorylation; stress-activated MAPK cascade. The record is from RefSeq and is a predicted model, not a curated record. NCBI's taxonomy places the organism in Eukaryota, Fungi, Ascomycota, Sordariomycetes, Magnaporthales, Pyriculariaceae.
AUGGCCGCAAUCCACUCGGGGUCACAAGUUCCCCCCUUUCAGCCCGGUCGGAUCCCGACAAAAGCCACCAUGUCGACCGAAACCUCCCCCCGCGCCGUACGCUUUUCACAAGGCGAGGACGAAAGGCCAAUGCGGCCGUUCGUCCUUGGCGCUGACUCCAACAACUCGCACUCGUCCGGUGAGCUGUCGAGCCCCGACAUGCAUCACAUGGUCGAGACGCCAGACGAGAUAGGUUCCCUUGCCAGAUAUGUAGACGUCUCCAGUCACACCGGCUCCCACGUAUCGCUCGCCACCAACGGAUCGGCCCGGAGUCACCGCAACUCGGGCGGAGAGACCACAGCAGCCGGUUACACAAACGGCGGAGCAACUCCGAGGCCCGCACAGAGGCCGAUGGGCCCCGCAAGAACACCUUCCAACACAUACCAACCCCUAAGGAAACCUACGGCGCAACAGACGCCCUCUUACCUUCACACCUCGACAUCUGAUCUUCGGAAUGCAACCAGAAUGCGAAACGGUUAUGGCCAACAAGAAAAAGAAUACGUUCGCAGUCUCCGUGCGCAACAUUACGGCGGCGAUUACUUUGUAUCAUACUCAAAUGGAAGCCAGCUCGGUGCCAGCAGCGGGGAUGGCUAUCCUGACUCGGAUUCCGAGGGAGAAACACCAUCUUCUGAGGCUCCAUAUGACGACGCGUAUGACCAAAACGUCAUCAUGAUCGACGGCAACGAAGACACCGCCCCGAGCGAGGAGGAACUCAAAGACCCUGCAAGCCGGGAGAGGCUCGAGUGGCAUGGCAUGCUAGAGGCCGUGCUGACUGGCGACGUCGUCAGGCAAGAGAAAAAACGAUUGAUUGCUGGCACCGGGGAGGAUCUCGGCAAGCUGCAACGUGGAGCAGAGCUAUGGAUGGGUAUCCGCGCUCGUCGACGUAUGGUUGAGGAGACUAGGGCUACUCUGGCCAGAAUGAUCGACGAAGUCAUCGACUUCAGCGUCAAGGGCGAGUCCACAGCCGGCAAGUCGGCGGCAGAACAAAUUGCCGAAGUUCUCGAAAAAAUCGACAAGAUCGAGGGGCAGUAUCCCACCCGAAACGCCCUCCUCGCCGUGCAUACGUCUGCCAACACGGAGCGGUUUCAGGAGGCUUGCGACGCAGUGUACACAUGGACCAACAUCAACUACUUGAUAAACACCGAGCUCACGAUUCUGAGAAACUGGGUGGGCAACCAUGAGCUUGAUUUCACGCGCGCAAGGGAAAAAUCCCCAAAUGGCCACCACGGGCUCUCGGAUGAGUCGUCAUUCAUGGAUCGGCUCAUGAAGGAAGAGGGUCUCAAAUCACUACACGACCACGAAGAGGACGAGGGUGACAGGAAAAGCCGAAGGAACGGAAUGCUGCACAGGGUUGGCAAAACCAUCGAAAAGGCCAAAGAGGCUCUUGUCGAGCAACAUCAAGUCUUCAAGAAGAGACAAAUGUCACUCGACAUGGACGAGCUGUUGAUGUUGCUUGGUUUCCCGGCACGCCUCAUCGAGGAGAUUAUCAAGGUACGACUGGCCUACACAAAGCGCAUGAAGGAAUCGGCCCAGCAAAACCCUAUGAUGCAGGACAACAUGAUUGCCCAAUUUCAGACCUUGCUCAAGCUGGCCAUCCGCAUAAAGCAGGAGGCUGUCAAGCUCUCGGAGCCCCAACCUGGCUGGGAGCUCCCUCCGUGCAUCGACGAGUCGUUCGACCAGGUCGUACUUGAUGCACUUAAAUACUACUUCAAAAUGCUGAACUGGAAGCUGGGCGGCAACAAGAACACGUUCAAGGAGGCCGAGCUGCUGUUCCAGGAGUGGGGGUUCGCAAACGAGAUUGCCAGCCAUCUGUACCGUGGCGACAUUGAGGUGGCGGAACAGUUCAGCUCCUUGACCUACAAGACACUGAACAGGUUGGCCAUCACGUUUGAGAGGGAACUCCAGCGCAGGCCGAAGGAGACUCCGUCCGAGAUGAGCAAGCGUUACAAGCAAGUUUUGGAAUCAGUUCGUGUGCGCCAGAGAAUGCUGCAGCGUUUCUCGCGAAUGCUCAAUGACAACUAUGAGAAUGCUGCCGACUUUAGCAUCAACUUCAGGCCUGACAAGAUGCAGGAAUUCUUCCUGCGCCUGCAAGAGACAGGUCACUUUCAGGUAUACACGGGAAGCCUUGAACACGAAGGGUUGCUCGUCAUCGCGUCGCCAUCGCUUGCCAACCGGGAAUCCGAGAUCCAGUCCCUGAUUGGCACCACGGCAUACGAUGAGAUAGUGCAGGAUGCUACGAACCCCUACAUCCUCAUCAUGCGACCCGAAGGACAGCUGGGAUGGUGGGGGCCCAAGAUUCAGCUUUCGGUGCGCGAGGAACCUGUCGAGCUCAAGAUGGGCCAUCUUCGGUUGAUCGCAGGCGGCUCGCAGUCACGACUGUCCAAUGCCAAGCAGCAUUUCCUUGCCACCAUUGAGAUGCACCUCGACCUGCUCAUAGAGCAACGAUCUAACCUUCCAAAGGUGAAUGCACGACUCAUGGAGAUCCGCAAGGUUCAGUAUAAGUUGUCGAACACGUUCAUGGACAGCGUCGAGAUUAUACGUAACAACACAAAAGGCCUUGGUUUACAGGAUCUUAUUCAGACCUGCUUCAUCUUCGCCACCGAGUUUGGUCAGCGGUCGUUGCUCUAUCUGGACAGUAAUCGAAGACAGAUGAACAACAUCAAGUUGACCAAGCUUGCACUUGACUGGGUCGGCUUCGUCUGCGAUGACUGCCAAUCGUCGGACCGCAAGGCCUUCAAAUGGGCAGUAUUGGCUCUGGAAUUUGCUAUGGUCAUGACACGCGGGCGGCACAUCUUGGCGUUAGGCGAGGCCGAGUUUGUCAAGCUGAGGUUAAAGGUCGCCGGCUGCAUGUCACUCCUGAUUUCCCAUUUCGACAUCAUGGGCGCUCGCUCUACGGUGGCUGCACAAGCCGAGAAGCUCAAGCUGGAGGCAAUGGUAGGACAGAUGAGGCGCAUGGAUCACAACAUGAUGGACGACCAAGAGGCCAUCCGUUAUGUGCGGAACCACAGGCUCUCGGAGCUCAACCUUAUCGACGAGGCUCGUAAAGAGAUAGCGCUUGAACGGUCGGCUCUCGGACGGGUUCUUGAGGUGUCCAACGAGGUGGAUAGGUCACUGGCCUACCUUUCAUCGACGGCAACCAACUUCACAAUGCGCUGGCAACAGGGUCAUUUUGUGGGAGGUGGUACAUUUGGCAACGUCUAUGCUGCCAUGAACCUCGACACUGGUCAUCUCAUGGCAGUCAAGGAGAUCAGGCUCCAAGAUCCAAAGCUCAUCCCGUCCAUCACAGGUGCGAUCAAGGACGAAAUGCGGGUACUGGAGUCGGUCGACCACCCCAACGUCGUAUCAUACUACGGCAUCGAGGUGCACCGCGACCGUGUCUACAUUUUCAUGGAGUUUUGCUCAGGCGGGUCGCUGGCUAGCUUGCUGGAGCACGGCCGCAUCGAGGACGAGUCGGUCAUUAUGGUAUACGCACUGCAGUUGCUAGAGGGUCUGGCGUACUUGCACGAGAUCAAGAUUGCGCACCGCGAUAUCAAGCCCGAGAACAUUCUGCUAGACCACAACGGCAUUAUCAAGUACGUUGAUUUUGGCGCUGCCAAGGUCAUCGCCCGCCAAGGCCGGACGCUCGCCAACCAAGACCUCAUGUCGGCGGCCACCAAGCCUAACAAGUCCAUGACCGGAACCCCCAUGUACAUGUCACCCGAGGUGAUCAAGGGAGAGAACCCUGGCCACUUCGGCGCCGUCGAUGUCUGGUCUUUGGGUUGCGUGAUCCUCGAGAUGGCAACUGGACGCCGCCCUUGGGCCAACUUGGACAACGAGUGGGCCAUCAUGUACAACAUCGCGCAGGGCAACCCGCCGCAGCUACCAACGCCCGAUCAGCUCAGCCCCGAGGGUAUCGAUUUCCUCAAGUGCUGCUUUGCACGCGACAGUACCAAGCGAGCCACGGCACUGGAGCUGUUGCAUCACAAAUGGAUCAUGACCAUUCGCGACCGCAUCGUUCCACAGCAGCCUCCGACGCCAAGUGACACAAGCUCGUCGAGUGCCCAAAACACACCCAACCCUGCCUCAUCCAGCAAAGGCGGCGGGGCGAGUAGUGAUGGGUACUACUGA